Messenger RNA from Orbicella faveolata, 2554 nucleotides. RefSeq names its product exocyst complex component 1-like. Gene Ontology annotation, cellular component: exocyst; plasma membrane. Gene Ontology annotation, biological process: Golgi to plasma membrane transport; exocytosis. NCBI's taxonomy places the organism in Eukaryota, Metazoa, Cnidaria, Anthozoa, Scleractinia, Merulinidae. The record is from RefSeq and is a predicted model, not a curated record. Gene Ontology annotation, molecular function: phosphatidylinositol-4,5-bisphosphate binding.
AUUAUAGAUAAAAAGCCCGAGAGUCACCGUAUUCCAGUUGGAAUUUCUGGAAAUUUCCAAUCGCAGUCACCUGUGGAACAUCAUUCCCCGGAAUUUCCAGAAAAGAGGACAGCCUAUGCGAGAUAUACCGAAAUUUUCGGAAAUUUCUCAGCGGGAAUCCUAGCUAAUCCUCUUUCCAUUUGACUUUCCUAGCGAAAUUCCCGAAAUUUUCGGUUGAAUGGUUAACUUUUCGGAAAUUCAUCAAUUUCCUCAUUUUCUGGAAAUUUAAUUCCGCAUUCGUCCCCGUUUGGAUCCAUGACCUCUCGAGUGUAACAACCGCGAAAAACUGGUUCCAAUUUGUGGUGGUGUAAACAUGGCGGCCAUCAAGCACAAUUUGCAGAGGGAUCUGUUUAAACCAAGCGAAGAGCGACUUUACGCUGUCGUAAGUGUAACAAAGGCAGGAAAAAAGAAGAAAGCAAGCUUCCUCUGUGUUGCAGUGACUACAGUAAAGCCAGAGACAGUGUCUGUUUAUCAAGUAAAAAAGACUGAGAAAGAUACUUACAAGAAGAGAACUAACUGGAGGCUGAAAGAUCUCAGACUCAUUGAUGGCAGAGAUGAAACUAAUGAAAAUCCAGAAUUUCAUCUUCAUUUUGACAAGACGUACAAGUGGGUGGCAAGCAGUGUUCAAGACAAAAACAAUUUCAUAACUGCACUCAUAAAGUUGGUUGAGAGGCACAUAACACAGAGGAAACCAACUUUAGUGAAUGUUGGUGUGAUUGAAGGUGUUAUUCAUGGUGGAGAGAGUAGCAGAGUACAGCAACAUACAGAUGACGGAGCUGAAGGUGAAGACUACCAGGAGCUGACACAGCGAGAGGAGAAGGAUCUAGAGUACAUGAUAUCACAGACAGAGAAUGCCAUCAGCAAUAUUGAAGCAUUUACUGAGCAGCUUUCCAAGGACCUAUCAGUUUUGGAUGGGGCUAAUAUACAUUCCAUCAUGGAUGCUGAACCUCAAGUAGAGUCACUGAUGCAGCUUUUAAAUGAUGCUUUAAACGAACUUGAUAACUUGGAUACACGGCUGACAGGCUAUGACAAUCUUCUAAGAGAAGUGCGAGCUCAGAUGGAACAGAUGGAGGACAAGGAUAAGCACAUGGUAACAGAGAGCAGGAAUCGUAAGAAGCUGCUGGAGGAGGUGGAAACCUUAGUGCACUAUUUAGAUGUUCCUGAACGUAACAUCGUGGCUCUCCAAGAAGCUGACCUCUCUAAAGGAAUGGGGCUGAAAGAGUGUACCCAUGCCGCUUUUGCUGUACUGCAUGCUCUGCAAACUGAACUCAGUCCGGGUUUGACUGAGAUGAGAGCAGUCAAGGAACAGAGAGAAAAGUUCUGGAAGCUUAGCAGUGAUUUUGCUCAGCGUCUGAAGUCACAUCUUAUUGACAUCUUUCAGCGUCACGGCACUGAUAUGGAGACCGUGGUACAGCACUCCAGUGAACUGUGUAUACCAAAGCAUCUGUCCUGUCACAAUGACCUUGCUCCAUUCUCGGAUCUUAUGAAGUGGCUCAAAGAAGUGGACCAGACGGUGUUUCUCGAGCUUUGCCAGGCCUACACUCAGUCUCUGAGCAAAGUAUAUGAAAAGGAGCUGAGGGAUUUCUUUGAAGCUGCAAAACAGAGGGCUUUGACUAAAGGAGUUCGCCCUUACACCGCCUUCAAGAUGACAGGCUCCUCAUCUGCCGUCAACCGUGAUGACCCGAGAGCGAGCCCUCGUCCCAGCCCCCGCAUAAAGACCGGCUCAUUCAGGAAAGGAAAGGGAGAGCCCGUCGAGAGAAAGGACACUGAUUCUAUUGGUUCAGAUACAAGAUCUCGAUCAGGCUCCAUGAGUUCAGUGGAUUCAUCUGACCAGCUGCAGGAGGGCAGAGGAAAAUUUGAAAAGGUGUUCGAUAUUCUUCUUUUGGAGUUAGAGCCAGUUUGCACAGCUGAGCAGGAAUUUGUGCAAAAGUUUUUCGACUUUACUUUAGACGAACCCGAGCCCUCAGAUUCAACGAAUAUGGACUCGUCUGAUGGAGCCAUGUUUAGCAAAGCAUCAUCGCCAAAGCCUACUGACUGCACGGACGUGAAAGAGAGAACACCAUUGAACGAAGAAGUCAGAAAAAGAAAACAGCGGAUCAAUAAAAACCGAGAAGACAUGAAGAAAGUCAUGCAGGGAUUGUUUAGUGUGUUGGAGACUGAGUUACACAGCUACAUCCACUUUGCUGAUAGACUUGAUAACUUGUAAGUACACUUGAUUCACUUAUAAUUAAGGAUAUUAGGAUAUCACCUCAAAACAGUCCUAAAGGAGUCCUAAAAAGCUUUUUUUUUCUUAAUGGAUGUAUUCUUUGCAUUGUGGUAAAGUUUUAUGUCGAUUCUUGGAUGAAAUAUCUAAGCCUUUCUAGCUUUCACCGCCUGAGGGAUUCCGUAACUCAUGACAAUGUCUUUAAACCAUACGAGGUAAAAAUAAGACAUUUCACUUUGAUGCUACUGAGAAUUUCCGUCCAAAAGAGGAAAUACAGGAGAAAAUCGUGGCUGGGACAAGUGACAUUUUACU